AACCCGUGUAAUGAUUCAUUAAUUAACUAAAGCAAAUCCAUGCAACUUACGUUCCCAAAGAUAUUAUUUAAGAAAAACCAACAUCACUAAGUUUUUUUUAACUCUCUCUUUUACAUGUUUGAGUCAGUUUUGUCCCAUCAACACUACUCUUAUGGCUUCCUCCAUUGCAAAAGUGUUGCAGCUCCUCUGCAUAAUCUUCUUCUCAACAACCUGCAGUGCUCUCCACAAUACUUCUUCUUCUUCUUCUUCCACAAAUGCUACUAAUUUUAAUCCCAACUUGUCUUCAAUAAGAUCAUUCUGCAAGUCCACUCCAUACCCAGAUGUAUGCUUUGACUCAUUGAAACUUUCAAUCUCAAUAAACAUCAGUCCUAACAUCAUAACCUACCUCCUCCAGUCUCUCCAAGUUGCGAUAUCCGAAGCUGGGAAGCUUUCUGAUCUUUUCUACAAGGCUGGACAGUACUCAAAUAUCGUUGAGAAGCAAAGGGGAGCUAUCCAGGAUUGUAAGGAGCUUCACCAAAUCACACUCUCUUCUCUACAAAGAUCCGUCUCUCGGGUUCGAGCAGGCAACACCAAGAAACUAAAUGAUGCAAGAGCUUACCUCAGUGCUGCUCUUACAAACAAGAACACAUGCUUGGAAGGCUUGGAUUCUGCUUCUGGCCCUAUGAAGCCGGCUCUAGUAAAUUCCUUAACUAGUACAUACAAGUAUGUUAGCAAUUCUCUCUCAGUUAUCUCAAAGCCAGGGGCUCCAAAAGGCGGUACAAACCGGCAUCUCUUGGCUGUUCCAACAUGGAUGUCAAGGAAAGAUCGCCGGAUCCUGGAGAGCUCUGGCGACAAAUAUGAUCCAAGUGAAGUCCUAACAGUUGCAGCAGAUGGGACUGGGAACUUUACCACCAUUACUGAUGCUGUUAAUUUUGCUCCAAAUAAUAGUUAUGAUAGAACAAUCAUCUAUGUCAAGGAAGGCGUUUAUGUUGAAAAUGUGGAAAUCCCAAGCUACAAGACCAACAUUGUUCUUCUUGGAGAUGGAAGAGACAUCACUGUCAUAACUGGUAACAGAAGUGUAGUUGAUGGCUGGACCACAUUCAGAUCUGCAACCCUAGCUGUUUCUGGAGAGGGGUUUCUGGCAAGAGAUAUAACAUUUGAGAACACAGCUGGACCAGAAAAGCACCAAGCUGUUGCUCUCAGAGUGAAUGCAGACUUUGCUGCAAUCUACAAGUGCAUCAUCAAUGGCUACCAGGACACGUUGUAUGUCCACUCUUUCAGACAAUUUUACAGAGAGUGUGACAUAUUUGGGACCAUAGAUUAUAUAUUUGGCAAUGCAGCAGUGAUAUUCCAAGGAUGUGACAUUGUAUCCAAGAUGCCAAUGCCGGGACAGUUCACGGUCAUCACAGCACAAUCCAGAGACACAGCAGAUGAAGACACAGGAAUCUCCAUACAGAAUUGUUCAAUUGUGGCCACCGAUGACUUGUACUCAAACUCCAGGAUUGUAAAAAGCUACCUAGGCCGGCCAUGGAGGGUGUUCUCUAGGACAGUGUACCUAGAGUCCUACAUUGGUGACUUUAUUGACCCAACUGGGUGGAGACAGUGGUCUGGGGAUCUAGGGUUGGACACUUUGUACUAUGGAGAGUAUGAAAAUUAUGGGCCUGGUUCAUUGACAGAAAAUAGGGUUAAGUGGACUGGAUAUCAUAUUAUGGAAUAUUAUGAUGCAGCAAACUUCACAGUAUCAGAGUUUAUUAUUGGUGAUGAAUGGCUGCAGGCCACUUCAUUUCCUUAUGAUGAUGGCAUCUGAUCUUUGGGAUUUCUGUAUUAAUGAAUGUUCUUCUAUGUAAGAAUUCUCCUACAAAAUAAGAAAGAUUAUCAAUGUUUUAUAAGUGUGCAAGAUAGGUACACCAAAGGUAGAAGUUGUAUGGAUGAGGUCAAAUAUUUUCUGAUAUUA
Prunus dulcis (almond) is the source of this 1933-nucleotide messenger RNA. Its product is annotated as probable pectinesterase/pectinesterase inhibitor 12. Gene Ontology annotation, molecular function: pectinesterase activity; pectinesterase inhibitor activity. Bases 152 to 1786 code for a protein of 544 amino acids. Gene Ontology annotation, biological process: cell wall modification. The transcript has 2 exons. The record is from RefSeq and is a predicted model, not a curated record. NCBI's taxonomy places the organism in Eukaryota, Viridiplantae, Streptophyta, Magnoliopsida, Rosales, Rosaceae.